Molecule: messenger RNA, 327 nt
Organism: Erinaceus europaeus (western European hedgehog)
Lineage: Eukaryota; Metazoa; Chordata; Mammalia; Eulipotyphla; Erinaceidae
Product: ribonuclease H-like
Exons: 1
Coding region: 1-327 (108 amino acids)
Molecular function (GO): nucleic acid binding; RNA-DNA hybrid ribonuclease activity
Source: RefSeq, a predicted model, not a curated record
AUGAUCAUUAUUGAUCAAGGCACGUCCCACUCCACACAGCAUGCAGAAGUUAUAGCAGCUCUUUUAGCUGCCAGAAAGUCUUUGAAGGAGAGACAGGAUUUACAUUUGUUCUCUGACUCAUGGUGUGUACUGAAUGAGAUAGACUUAUGGUCAGGAAAAUGGGAACAUACAGAUUGGAAAAUCAAUGGAAAGGCAAUUUGGAGUAAGGAAGCAUGGAAGGAGCUACACCAGAUUGGGAGAGACAUCAAAAUUCAGGUAUACCAUGUAGAUGCUCAUGAAAAAGAUGAAUCUUUACAGACUAAAUAUAAUAAUGAGGUUGAUAAAUGA